Messenger RNA from Diabrotica balteata, 1575 nucleotides. Lineage: Eukaryota; Metazoa; Arthropoda; Insecta; Coleoptera; Chrysomelidae. The record is from the annotation of a GenBank genome assembly.
AUACCAACAAACUGAACAAACAAAUUUUUGAUAAACCAAUUAAAUCAAAGUUCAUUAUUGUGUGUUAGGAUAUUUAAAUGAAUAGAUAGUUUAUUCUAAUUCCUCAUGGAGUGUAAGUUACGUCCUUUGUCUCAGAUCACAAAAGAAAUAAUAAACACUGAAAAUUAUCCAACGAAAACCUCUUCCGAACAGAUUGAUGUAGAAAAACAGGUUCUAAAGAAGUUGGAAGAUUUACAUAAUACUAAAUUAAAAGUAAAUAAAGAAUUACCAGAACUUCUUAAAGACAAACACAGAAAUUUUUUAUUUGAUAGUCUUACUUAUGUAUCCUCUGCCUAUGAGGUAUUAGAUGCUAGUCGACCUUGGUUAUGCUAUUGGAUAUUGCAUCCUUUAUCUUUGAUGGGUAUUCAAUUAGAUUAUAGAAGGAAAAAAGUGAUUGCCAAGUUUUUAAAGAAAUGCCAGAGUCGUACUGGUGGAUUUGGUGGAGGACCAGGACAGAUAGCACAUUUGGCUACUACCUAUGCAGCCGUAAAUGCCUUAGUGAUUUUAGGAAUAGAAGAAGCUUUAAAUGUAAUAAAUAGGAAAAAACUUCAAGAAUUUUUAUGGAGGGUACGGCAGGUUGAUGGAUCUUUUCAAAUGCACGAAAAUGGAGAGGUUGAUAUACGAGGAGCUUACUGUGCUCUUUCAAUAGCUAGUCUUACUGGAAUCAUGACUCCAGAAUUAUUUAGGAAUACUGCAGAGUGGAUAGUAAGUUGCCAAACAUACGAGGGUGGAUUCGCUGGAUGUCCUGGUAUGGAAGCUCAUGGUGGAUACGCAUUUUGUGGUUUAGCAGCCUUGGUAAUACUCAACAAAGGACAUUUAAUAGAUGAACGAGCUUUAUUGAGAUGGUUAGUACAGAAGCAAAUGAAAGUAGAAGGUGGAUUUCAAGGCCGGACUAAUAAGCUAGUUGAUGCAUGUUAUUCUUUUUGGCAAGGAGGCGCUUUUCCAUUAUUAUAUUCUCUAUUAUAUGUUGCUGAUAAUCCACCAAAACAGCAUCUAUUUGACAGCGGCUCCCUACAGGAAUAUUUAUUAGCGUGCUGCCAAAAUCCUAACGGUGGCCUCAUAGACAAACCAGGAAGAAGCAGGGAUCUUUAUCAUACUUGUUAUGCUAUAAGCGGCCUUUCGAUAGCUCAACAUUUUAUGGAUACCACACCAAUACUAGGUCCCAAACGUAAUGAAGUGCAAUGCACCCAUCCUUUGUACAACAUUAGACCAGAUUUUGUUCGGAAAGCUUUGUUAUAUUUCAACGAGUUAGGUUUGCCUGAAGAAGAUAUGCAGACCUGACAAGACAGGAACUACAAAAUGAGCGCGUAUCAACUACUCCUAUUUUUUAAGUUUAUUGUUAAAGUUUUGUUGAGGUUAUGUUUUCAUAAGGUAUUUUAGCAGUUUCAGUUUUAUUAACAUUUUUUAUUUCUAUUUAAAAUGUAACGACUUACCACAACUGUGUCAUCUGAAGAAUAAGAUUUUAUAUAAAAACAUUUAUACUUGUAGGUAUUAUCACCUAUUUUUUAAUAGACUGAAUAUAAAGUUUGUUUUGUU